Messenger RNA from Acaulospora colombiana, 494 nucleotides. The record is from the annotation of a GenBank genome assembly. NCBI's taxonomy places the organism in Eukaryota, Fungi, Glomeromycota, Glomeromycetes, Diversisporales, Acaulosporaceae.
UCAAAAUGCAGUUGUUGCAAGUCUGCAAAGAUGGGACCUUUCGCUGGUAUCCGGCCAAGAAAUACUACAUGUUCACUAAACUUCCAACUUGGCGAGUCCCAAAUGCUGAAGAAGCUAAUGAUCGCUUCGAGAAGGAUCAACGUCGCCGAAAUCCGCUAUAUUUCGCAGAGAAUUUAGGUCCCAAUAGUGACUUUUCUCGUGCCUUCCGGCAACACGCCCGUUUAAUUGAAAUGGAAGACCGGAAAGUCAACCUGGGUGGCGGCUUUGGCGCUGAAUCCUCCAUGCCAGCUGGCGGACGUGCUCUGAGAGAUGAGGACGACGACAUGGGUGACGAUGAUGUCAAGAGAGCUCUUCAACAAGAAAAGCAAGAGAGGGAUCAGGAAAUAUUCGGGAUGGAGGGCGACAUGGAUGAGAUGGAGUAUGAAGAAGAUGUGGCGGACGACGACGAAAAGGUACAUGCAGAUGGAAAAGAAGAUGAGGAUAGAGAGAUCGAG